CAAAGCGGCAGUUUGUCCCCCGGCUUCAGCGAGAGAUGAACGGGUGGAAGCCCGCUGCGCCCCCGUUGAGGCUAGGGACCCCCAGAGCACCCCAGUGGGACCCUGACCCAGACCUCCAGUGCAACCGGAGGAUAACUGGUCCAUGGAAUGGUUCUCCUGGGUAUGAAAGACCAGUUGUGGAGAAGCUGAUCUGUCUGUCAGCAGCCAAGUUGCUGGCUGAGUCUGGGCUGAGUGUCAUUGUAUUGGAAGCCCGGGACAGGGUCGGAGGAAGAACUUUCACUGCAAGGAAUAAGCAAGUUAAAUAUGUGGACCUUGGAGGAGCAUAUGUGGGACCAACACAAAAUCGUGUUCUGCGGUUGUCCAAAGAACUAGGAUUAGAGACGUAUAAAGUGAAUGAAGUAGAACAUCUUAUUCACCAUGUCAAGGGUAAAUCUUAUCCAUUUAAGGGUCCAUUCCCGCCUAUGUGGAACCCAUUUGUCUACUUGGAUUUUAACAAUCUAUGGAGGACAAUGGAUGAAAUGGGAAAGGAGAUUCCUAAUGAAGCCCCGUGGAAAGCUCCACAUGCAGAAGAAUGGGACAAAAUGACUAUGCAAGAGUUCAUAGACAAAAUUUGCUGGACAAAUGCUGCCAAGCGGUUCGUGACUUUGUUUGUGAAUGUGGAUGUCACCUCUGAGCCCCAUGAGGUCUCUGCUCUUUGGUUCCUGUGGUAUGUGAAGCAGUGUGGGGGUACAGGCAGGAUAUUCUCCACAACCAAUGGUGGCCAGGAGAGAAAGUUUGUUGGAGGCUCUGGUCAGAUUAGUGAGAAGAUAAUGGAACGAUUGGGGAACCGAGUAAAGCUAGAGAGACCAGUAGUCCACAUUGAUCAGUCACAUGAAAAUGUCAUAGUGGAAACCUUAAACCAUGAGAUUUAUGAGGGUAAAUAUGUUAUUAGUGCCAUCCCCCCAGUUCUUGGCCUGAAGAUUCAUUACAAUCCACCAUUACCACCAAUGAGAAACCAAUUGAUUAACCGAGUUCCUAUGGGUGCAGUCAUUAAGGCCAUUGUGUACUACAAAGACACUUUCUGGAGGAAAAAAGGCUACUGUGGUACCAUGAUCAUUGACGAUGAAGAUGCUGCAAUUGGUCUAACACUUGACGAUACCAAACCUGAUGGCAGUGUUCCUGCUAUAAUAGGUUUUAUUCUUUCUCGGAAGUGUAGAAGACUGACACACCUUACAAAGGAAGAAAGGAAGAAGAGGCUGUGUGAGCUCUAUGCAAAAGUUUUGGGAUCAGAAGAAGCCUUACAUCCAGUGCAUUAUGAAGAGAAGAACUGGUGUGAGGAGCAGUAUUCUGGAGGGUGCUACACUGCAUAUUUCCCACCAGGGAUAAUGACUCAGUAUGGAAGGAUCCUUCGCCAGCCAGUUGGCAGGAUCUACUUUGCUGGCACGGAGACAGCUACAGAGUGGAGUGGAUACAUGGAGGGGGCUGUGCAGGCUGGAGAGAGAGCAGCUAGAGAGAUACUGUGUUCUAUGGGAGAAAUCUCAGAAGGUGAAAUUUGGAAGUCAGAACCAGAAUCGAUUGAUGUCCCAGCCCUGCCAAUCACUACUACCUUUUGGGAGAGAAACUUGCCAUCUAUACCAGGACUACUGAAGCUGGUUGGAUUAUCUACUUUCUUCACAUCAGUGGCUGCUCUUGGGCUGUUCACAUGCAAGAAGGGGCUGCUAGUUCGAAACUGAGGAAGGUGCCAGCUAAAUGUUGCGCUUCUGCUGUUUUUCUCUUUUUCCAAAGUUGUUCCUGAAAUAUACUUAAUUGGGCGCGUCUACGUGUGUGUUUAAGCACAACUAAAUUUAAUGUGCAUUAUGGGCUCCUGUACACAUGUGGGGAACCUAUUCUGACGUGCUGGAAAUCAAGUCUGCUUGAGCACAGAAAUUGACACACUCUGACAGUAUAUCAGCGUCCCUGAAAAAAUCGUGGCAGGACGCUUUUAAAUAAAACGUUUGAGCUGUAGUUCAAAUUGCCCUGUCACCAUAUUUUCAGUGCAGGGAUGCACAAGGACGCUGAUGCAUGUGACGCACGGGCACUUUUAAUCAGCAUGCCUUGCUAAUUAAAGCACCUGGUGCCGCAUCACACAGGACGUGUAAAAAUGCCUAAACAAUUUUUGGCAGUUGUCUACACGUGCAGGCACUUAGCACUAAAAUUAGUUCAUUUGGCACAGGUAGUUCCAAGUCCCUGCAACCCUGGGAUGUGCCCUUAGUGGCUGGGCAGACCCGGAACUAAAAUUAGUGCCGGGUCAUGUUUACACAUGCAUUAGUACACCUUAACUAAUCAUGCCUAAAUUUGAUGCCUACAUCUGCAGGUAUCAAAUUUAAGUGUGAUUAGCCUAAUGUCACCAUUUUUAAUGUGCAUUAAGGCUACGCAUGUGUAGAAUGCACUUUAAAUUAGGCUAAUGUGCAUUAACGCGUCCCAUGUAGACACGCUCCCUGUCUCCAAAUUCUAAUUGGGACUGGUAGAGGGUGGGGAAGAAGGGGCAAACAGAGCUGGAAUGCUAGAGAGGGUAGGUGAACCCAGGGACUUGGAGAAAACAAGAAUCCCUUGAAUAUUGGUCUAUUAUUUUGGCACUUUAUUUUUGUGAUGCUCUAAAGUCUAAGAAAUUCUGCUGGCUGUUACUUCCCUUUAAUUUUUAUGUGUAGAAAAAGAAGUGGCAAACUACCACAAGAACCUGUCCUCACAAGAUUUUCUAGGUUUUUGUACAUUUGUAUCUGAGCCAUACCUGAACUCUGAACCUUUAGAGGCAUAUGCAUUGCUAGGUAUGAAGGGAGUAUUUCUGCUCUCAUGUUCCUGAUAUUAAAAACCUGUAGAUAAUGAUAAUGGUGAUGAUUUUUGAGUAAAUGGCAAUUGCAGGUAAGGUUCUUUGAAUGGAUUUUCCCCCAGAAUGUUUUCAGUCCUUACAAAAAAAAAAAAGAAAACAUAUGGCUGAAUUUUGAAAGUCUUGGCCAAAUUGUGCAUCCCAACUAUGCAAAUGUUCACACUGUUUGUUAGAAUUGUGUUUAUCCACUUUUCAUUUUCAGUACCAUAUUAUGGGGCUGGAGCCUUGCUUCCUCUGUGGACUCUUUAGUACAGCUGUGAAAAAGGGGAUAAAAUGAUGGCUUACAAUGCCUCCGGGAGGUUCUCUUAGGCUUGCAUCUCUACCACUUGCAUCUUCUCUUGGUUCCCUGAGGCUGCUGGAAGGAGGUACAGGUGCCAAAUAAGCCCUUAUCUGCCUCAGAGAGCCAUACAGUUAGCCAUGAAGUCCUGUCUUUUCUCUAUUUGUCUCGUCUCUUAGGUUGUAAGCUCUUUGGGGCAGAGACUGUCUCUUGCCAUGUAUUUGUAAAGCACAAUGGGAUCUAAAUCUAGUUUGUGGUCUUACUAGAAUAAAUGAUAGCUUUACCAGUCUGACAGCAUUUGUCAGGUUUCAAGCACAGGUUAGCUGGUCCACAACUAAUGUUUGCGACUAUUCACAACAAUUAACCUUUAAAUUUUUUCUUAUGUUCAAAAGACUACAAUAGAAAAGUGUUGCUAAAUUUGCAUUUCUUGGGUUACCUGGAAUCCUCUUCCAUUUUGAGGAUCAUUUUUCUUGUGAUAUAUGAAAAAAACAAACAAAACAAAAAUCUCCCCCUCAAUUUUACUUGUAGGUUUAUAUCAGUCUGAAACAAAUGUUUCUAUAUACACUAUUAUUAAAAUAUUCUCUAUCACAGUUAUUGUCAUACACCAUCUCAUACUCCUCAAAAUCUUGUUGCGGUGUUGUUUUAGAGGAAAGGUUAUUUUUGUUCUGCCUCUUUUCUUAUAUAAAUUCCAGGAAAAAAAGGAAACUUACCACUUUACUUUACUAGUAUUAUACUUUACUAUUUUUCAUAAAACUGAGUAAGGUAAGGAAAUGACUUUGAAAAUAUUUUUGAAUCCUUUUAAAGCUUUGUUUUAUUAAUAGGUGCCUGAUUUGUGCAUGCAUAAAAAGCUGAGGACAUUCAAUAUGAGUGAUGGCAGCAUAGCGUUUAUGGCAGUAUAGCUAUCUUGCUGUUCCUCAGUUAUUUGCUAGACUGUGGUUGCUUUAAAGAAGAAAGUUUUUGUUUCCUUAGUCAGAGCAGGCAACCUAUGCUAGUUAGGCAGCUGUGCUCUGGCAAUAUCCUGUGUCAAGUUUUCAAGUCUUUGACUUCCUAUGCUUCAGUCUGCUAAAAUUAACUAUACGUCCUUUUACCACAACUCUGCUCUUAUGUUCUGUGUACCUUUAAUAAUUAUGUUACUAAUAACAGGGCAUUCUUAUAGUGGAAAUUUUUUAAGUCCCCACGGUCAAAUUCCCUGUCAGAGUAAAUUGUCACAGCAAAACUGUUAUGACGGUAAGUGAAACACUGAACUACCAAAACAAUUACAAUAUUUUCAAUUGCCCUUUUCUAUGCAAAUUUCACUCAGGCUUUCUGGCAUUAUAGCACUUAAUACAAAGCUACCAUUUCAUGGAACACUAAAUGCCACAUUCCAGCUGUGCUCCAGAAUGUUACUGAUAAUCUUCUACACUGCUUGGCCUGCAGCUUUAUGAGGAUACUUUAUAAAUGAUUAAGGACCAGAUUAUUACCUGCUCUAUGUUCUCUCACAAGAGAAUUAAAGGAUAUUAAAAAUGUCCCGUCUGCGUAACUCACUUCACAGCUCAAAAAGCAAGAGAGAACAGCCUUUGCAGAUUGUUCCAUGCGGCUGAGCAGCUGGGGAAGAAUUAAGGCUGCUUUAAGCCCCCUACUACGCCAUUCCUACCCCUCUCCAGCAAUCAGUGGAAUUGAGUCGGUAUGUUGUGGGAAAUAAUCUGUCUGGUAAAGGUCAGGGUUUCAACCCAGGAGCAAGGGAAGAACUGGAGACUAAAUUGCAGGUUUCAAAUCUAAAACAGUGUCACUACACACUGCCUGUUGCAGAGGGCAGACAGACAUAUGACAGCCUGUUCCUGUAAGAUCAGCUACAAGUCUAUUUCUGGUGGGAAAGGCUUAAAAUCAGUUAAUUUUUUUUUCUAUGAUCCACAGGUCUUUACAUCCUUAAAUCAAACUGCCAAAAUCUAGAUUAGGAGGAUGGCUCUUGAAAACAUUUUAACUGCAAAAGGAUUAAUCACUCUGCUUUGCUAGGAGCAACAAGCACUCCCACAGAUGUCUUUGGUUAGAAAUGCUGUACUGUAUAAGCCUGAGAGCAAGCUGUUGGCAAUAAAUUAAGGGUCUGAAUCUUGGAGAAAUCAAGUAAGUGGAGCCCUGGAUAGCAUAGUAACAUAUAUGGGUGUUCCUGGCCUUCCUGGUUUUGUGUCUUUUGAAGCAGUAUAGUCAAGGAUUAGAAAUGAAUACUCUGCUAUAAUCACAAUACAUGGCACCAAAUACUUCUGUCUGUCUACAUCUGUGCAAUAGGCAGUCAUAGAUAAAACAGCAACAUUUGAUUCCACCAGAAAUAGACUUAGAACUGAUUUUACAGGAAUAGCUUGUCAUACGGCCCUUGAAUUUCAUUUUGCGUCUUCAAAUUCAAUUCACCAGACAAGGUGUCUUGAAGAUGCAGCUUGGAUUUUAUCAUUAGAGCUUUUAAACUAAAUGUGGAAACUUUUCAGGCAUGAAAACUUUAUGAAGUCAGAAGAUCUAGGAAUGGUACAGCAGACAUGGCUUUCCUCACUGUCUCUCUCUGGGCAUGUCUAUACAAGAUGCUAUGGCACUGUAGCGAUGUGCUACAGUGCCAUAGCAUCCAUUGGCAAAAACUCUGACGCCGCCGCUACAUCACUGUAGCAAUGUGCUUCUUCAUUAUAGCUUAUUGCUACAGUGACGUAGCAGCCAAAAAUAACUGCACGGCGCAGUAUGGGCUGUUACUGUGCCAUCAUUUAGUACUUCCAAAAGUACUAAAAGGAAGUACUAAAUGAUGGCAUAGUAACAAAGGCACCUUAUGGCCAUGUGUAGAUGUGCCCACAGAGAAGCAAUUGACAAGGGUACCUGACAAGUCUCUCAUGUUUUAAGGAGAUUAGUAUCCAACAUCAAUCUUUCAGUAAUUCUUAAGCAUAUAAUCAUAUGUCUAUCUUUUCCCUACCUGAAAGGUGGCAUUCCUCAUCCAGCUCACAGGAAGAUCAGUGGAUGGUUCCCCCCCUCUCCCUCUCACCCCAAAAAAAAAAAAAAAAAACAACCAAAAAAGGGUAGUACUCUUAAGGAUAGAUGAAGAAUGUGACCUGUGAAGGUGCAACAAACAAGAGGGAAUCGUAUGAUUAAAUUAGAUGCUCUUCCUUGCUAUACAUUCUAAAUACAGGUAAAAUGCUGAUUUAUUUCCUAACAAGAGGCCAAAUACCAUAUACUGGAUCAGCAUUUUUGCAAGUAAGGCCAGUUAUACAGGUGGCUCAAUCCAAGACUCAAAGGAAUCUAAAUUUAGACACUAAUUUUUUUUUUAAAUCUUGGUCCGGUACUUACCGGAAACCCUCGGUAUACCCUCGGUAUUCGCAGGUUCAGCAUUCAUGGUUUCAAAUAUUUGCGAAUGCCAAACCUGUAUUUUAAAUACACUUUAAACACUUACCGGAGCUCCUUGGGAGCUCUGCGCUUCCUGCUGCUGGGCUUCCGCCAUUGCCGUUCCCCACCCUCCCAGCCGCCAGGGGCACCGCGUUCAUGAGCACAGUGUCCUAUUUGCGGAUUUUGCCAUUCGCAGGGAUCGCAGGAACAUAUCCCCUGCAAAUGGUGAGGCUCGCCUGUAUUAGUAAGUGGAAAGACACUUUACACACCAAACUGCUACAUUGUUUGAAUAAUUUCUUUGUCAAAGGUAUCUAGGAUAUAAGUGCUGGUUCUGUUCUAAAACAUUUGGAAGGUUGAGGAAGGGAAAGUGAGGCUGAGAGGCACAAAUAGCUUUUAUUCUCAUCUAAAAUGUAACUUUUUUUUUCUUCUGCGUCUACUUAGACCAGUAUGUGCUAUGGGUAGAGGGUCAAGAGCUGAUUUAGUUAAAAUUAGAAAUGGCCUCAGUCAUCACUGAUACUCAAACCUGUUUCACAUUUUUAAUGUUUGAAUUAUUUUUCACUUCCCUGAACUUCAUGGUUCCAGGGGUGAAUAGGAAUGGAAAUACCACAAGAAAAGCAGUUCUAAUUAUCUUUCUAACCCAACCAAAAGCAAGAUGCACUUGAAAUCUCAUGGUAAAACUGCAUCGUUGGGUUUCCAGCCCACUUCUACAAGCUUAAGGGGUUUGAAAUAGAAUGUUAAAAUGAGCAGACAAAGUUCUGGGAUGCUGGUUCACUGAGAGACCUCACAGGCUUUUGAAACUUCCUCAUUGUCUCUGCAACUACUUUUUGCUAGAAAUGUAAUUUGCAUCCUUGGGCCACUGUGUGAUUAAGGUGGUUAGUUGAUCAAUUGGUUGUUAACUUUUUCAUCAGUAAAAGGAUAUGUGCUGUUUUGUACAUAUGUGUGUAUGUAUGCUGCAGUCUUUUAAAGAAAAAUCUGUUGGAUGUAGUUCUGGAAUACAUCUCUUCCUUUGCAUGAAUGGAAGGAACUGUUAGCACUAACGUACCUCUUUACACUCAUUCCAACUGACUGUUAAAGGAAAGAAAUUUGAGAAUCAGGAUUGUUUUUUUACUGUAAGCUAGCAGUAGUGUUCUUAACCCAUUAACAUGUCUGAUGAGAAAUCUGGCAGUCAACUGACUAAGAAAACCAUCUUACAAAAAUCUCUAGAGACCUCAUUUCAUUUAGUAAUCUCUUAUGGACUAAUUAAUAUUUUCAUGUAUACUUUCAAAAUCUUAGGGUGUUAAAAAGCUGUGUACUUGUUCAUAUACUGUAUCAAUAACUGUUGCAUUACUGCAGCUACGGCAUGUGGUAUGAAAAUCUGUGUGUGUGUCAACUAGAUAAUACGACACUGAUGAUAUUAAAAGGUAAUUAUAAAUGCCACUCAACUGUAUGGUAGAAUGAAUAGCCUAAGACCACUCAAGAUGUCUAUUCUUUAACUGGUUAAUUUCUUCUCAACUCAGAACCCAAUUUCAGAGUACAUAUCUGUUUUGGAUAGUACCUAAGCAUAUUAGAUGCUUAAGGGAUUUCCUGUAUUGGGUUCCAGAAGCUGGAGGAAUUUUAUUUAAACUAAUGAUAAUAUUUCCCUAAACCACCAGGAUGACACUUUCACAUAGGCAGGACUUAGAGGUGUCCAUAUUCAGAGAGAUGGGGAAAAAAUGUAUUUCCAAGGAGGAAAGAACCAUACAUCCCAAUAAAAACCCCCUUUGCUCCCAAGGAAGCUGGAACAAAAUUACUGAAGAAUUUAUCCCCCUAUAUGAGAAUAUCGGCUCAAUUCAAAUGCAGAUUGCACUAGAAUCAAUAAAUAUUGUCUUCUUGCA
Alligator sinensis (Chinese alligator) is the source of this 8302-nucleotide messenger RNA. RefSeq names its product amine oxidase [flavin-containing]. The coding region runs from base 36 to 1712 and encodes 558 amino acids. The record is from RefSeq and is a predicted model, not a curated record. Gene Ontology annotation, molecular function: oxidoreductase activity. NCBI's taxonomy places the organism in Eukaryota, Metazoa, Chordata, Crocodylia, Alligatoridae. The transcript has 16 exons.